Messenger RNA from Dicentrarchus labrax (European seabass), 4231 nucleotides. RefSeq names its product bone morphogenetic protein receptor type-1A. NCBI's taxonomy places the organism in Eukaryota, Metazoa, Chordata, Actinopteri, Moronidae. Gene Ontology annotation, biological process: BMP signaling pathway; cellular response to growth factor stimulus; protein phosphorylation. The record is from RefSeq and is a predicted model, not a curated record. Bases 606 to 2183 code for a protein of 525 amino acids. Gene Ontology annotation, cellular component: signaling receptor complex; plasma membrane. The transcript has 13 exons. Gene Ontology annotation, molecular function: transforming growth factor beta receptor activity, type I; SMAD binding; ATP binding.
ACCACAGAGCGAGCGAGCGGGGAGCCGAGGAGUACGACGCCGAGAAUAUUACAAGAAAACGCUGGGAAAUUAUGCUGUUCUGUCGUGUUCUUCUGGCGGGGUUUUGGACUUGAAUAAGUGGAAUGAAAUAGCGUCGAAAGAUGGCCCACGUCGGCGGGACGAACUAAAGAGAGAAGAAGAAAGGUUGGUGGUUGUGAUGUUGGUCUGAUCUGACUGGCUUCCUCUGCUUCAAGACUACAUUUCCCAUGGAGCCGUGCACCGACACACACACUGUUCUACCAUGGAGCCACCAGUCAGGGUUUUGGACCCAAAGAGCCAGUGAGACAGAGGAGGACCUGAUAUUGUGAUAUCACCUGAACCCCAUCCUGUCAUCUACUCCUUCCACCCCCCUGCUUGUCCUCCAGCUGACCACCCUUCUCUCUAAGGCCUCGUCCGGAGCUCCUCCCAAUUCCCCCACUCCCUGACUCCUGCUGUGGAUUUAAGACUUUUAUCAGGACUUGAGUGUCUCCCCUCAGUCCACACUGACCAGCUGACCUGAAGCUCCUAAUCACAGCACGGCCCAAUCUAGGCCCAGUUCUGGUCCAGUCUAAGUCCAGUCCUGCAGGAUGGCAGGUCUACGGUUCAUUCUGGCUGUGAUUGCCGCCGCUCUGCUGACCCUUAGAACUGAUGCUGCAGGUCAGAACCCGGACCACGUCCUGCAGGGGACGGGGGUGAAACCUGAGGCUCGGCGACCUGACGAGGACUCGACCAUUGCGCCUGAGGACGCCGCCCGUUUCCUCAGCUGCUACUGCUCCGGACACUGUCCUGAGGACGCCACGAACAACACCUGCCAGACCAACGGCCAGUGUUUUGCCAUCAUCGAGGAGGAUGAGCACGGUGAGGCCAUCCUCACCUCCGGCUGCAUGAAGUAUGAAGGCUCACACUUCCAGUGCAAGGACUCUCCCAAUGCUCAGACCAGGAGGACCAUCGAGUGCUGCAACACCGACUUCUGCAACAGAGACCUGCAGCCCACCCUCCCCCCUCAGGCUCCCGCCGAAGGUAGCCCUCACUGGCUGGCCUUCCUCAUCUCCAUGACGGUCUGCUGCUGCACUCUGAUCUGUAUCACCGUGGUCUGUUAUUACAGGUAUAAGUGGCAGAGUGAGCGUCAGCGGUAUCACAAAGAUCUGGAGCAGGAAGUGUUUAUCCCUGUUGGAGAGUCACUCAAAGACCUCAUCCACCAAUCACAGAGCUCAGGCAGUGGCUCUGGGCUCCCCCUGCUGGUGCAGCGGACCAUUGCCAAGCAGAUCCAGAUGGUGCGCCCGAUAGGUAAGGGGCGGUACGGCGAAGUGUGGCUGGGCCGUUGGAGGGGAGAGAAGGUGGCCGUCAAAGUCUUCUUCACCCGAGAGGAAGCCAGCUGGUUCAGAGAGACGGAGAUCUACCAGACCGUCUUGAUGAGACACGAAAACAUCCUUGGCUUCAUUGCCGCUGACAUCAAGGGCACCGGCGCCUUCACGCAGCUCUUCCUCAUCACAGACUACCACGAAAAUGGCUCUCUGUACGACUACCUGAAGCUGACCACGCUGGACACGCAGGCUCUGCUGCGACUGGCGUACUCCGCCGCCUGCGGCCUCUGUCACCUACACACCGAGAUCUACGGCACGCAGGGCAAACCGGCCAUCGCCCACCGAGACCUCAAGAGCAAGAACAUCCUGAUCAAGAAGAACGGCACCUGCUGCAUCGCUGACCUCGGCCUCGCCGUCAAGUUCAACAGCGACACGAACGAGGUGGACGUCCCUCUGAGCACUCGGGUGGGGACGAGGCGCUACAUGGCCCCUGAGGUCCUGGACGAAAGCCUCAACAAGAACCACUUCCAGGCUUACAUCAUGGCCGACAUGUACAGUUACGGCCUCGUCAUCUGGGAGAUGGCCCGACGCUGUGUCACCGGAGGUAUUGUGGAGGACUACCAGCUGCCGUACUAUGAGAUGGUGCCCUCUGACCCCUCUUAUGAAGACAUGCUGGAGGUGGUGUGUGUAAAAGGACUGCGGCCCACAGUGUCCAACCGCUGGAACAGUGACGAGUGCCUUCGGGCCAUGCUGAAGCUGAUGUCAGAGUGCUGGGCUCAUAACCCCGCCUCCCGCCUCACCAUUCUUAGAGUCAAGAAGACGCUCGCCAAGAUGGUGGAGUCCCAGGACAUCAAGAUCUGACCACCCUCUUCAUCCUCAUCUUCCUCGUCCUCGUCCCACCGCCGCCGGAUUCACCUGAACCCAGAAUAUACUCGACAGCUGACCUGGACCUGAUCAGUCUAGAACGGCUUCCCCAGGCUCAGUACAUCACUCUUCAUCAGGAGGAGGAAGAGGAGGAGAAGUGUGGAGUUAAAGAAAGGACCCACCUCAGGGCUGAACUGUGCGUCUCCUCCUGCUUCCUCCAUCUUCAGUCUGUAUGGGGCCUGGAAACAGACAUGGAGUCCUUCCUCCUCCUCCUCCUCCUCCUCCUCCUCCUCUUCCCUCUGUGCCCAGUGGCUCACAGGGAGCGAGACUGCCGGUUUGACGCUUUCUGUGAAAGCCAAGCGAGACAAUUAUUAUGACAACUUCCUGUGGAGAGGAGAGGAGGGGUCUCUCGAUGCUCGACGUUAAUGAACCGAGAAACGUUUGAAACCCUUCUCUUUUCAGGACCCGCCUCACUAAGCCUUCCUCCACUUCUGUCUGUUUCAAAACAUUAAAAAUGCCAAUUUUUUUUGUUAUUUUCUCUUCAGGACUGAGUUCUCCUGCCAUAUUGAAAUAUAUCUCCACUCUAAAAGUAGAGUUAAUUAUAAAAAAAUAAGGUACUAUUAUAAUAUGUGAAUUUUAAUGUGUAAAUAAAUGUUAUCAUUAGAUGCCGUGCCUACUCAUAAGAAGAUUGAAAAGACCAGAACACUAUGCUGCAGUGGUGUUGACGUCCAGCCGACUCCUCAGAGACGUUGACAGGAGAUAAUGGAGUCACUAUGGAGACGUCUCCCGUCCUGUCUGUCUGUCUGUCUGUCUGUCUGUCUGUCUGUCUGUCUGUCUGUCUGUCUGUCUGUCUGUCCUGUCCUGUCCUGUCCUUGUUCAUGGUUGUCUGUCAGCUGUUUGUUUGGAGAUCAGUUAUAAAGAGGUGGAGCUGCUCUGGUGGCAGAGAAAAAUCUUAUUGGUUGAGUUAAACAUCAGUGGGUGGAGCCAACCCUGAAGGAAUACUACAGUUCUCACUCCGGUCUGCGAGCCAGUGAGGAGUGCUGUGUGUCACUUCCUUUGCUGCCACGGAAACAGGUUCAACUUGUUUUUAACUCCUUUCAGUUCAGGAUGAGAAGGUCUACUUUAAACUCUUUUCAUUGUGAUAGGAAAGAACAUCUGACAGUGGUAUGUACAUUCACUUUGGCUCCUCCCACUGUGGUUUCACUUGUCCAAUCAGAUUAUUUGACUUCAGACUUUCAGAAAUGUUUGUAGACGUAAAACAGAGUGUCCUGAUUGGUCUGUUUGAGAUUCAUUUAUUACAAAAUAAGAGUCACACUUUCUACAUUCUACAACAUAAUAAUCACAAAAUUAUUUCAUUUGCAUUUCGGGACAAAACUUUCUCAGUAAGAAUAUUUAGGAAACAGGUCCAAAAUGUGGUUAGCUUAGCUUAGCACAAAGAUUGGAAACGUGCAGAAACUGUUAGCCUGGCACCAUCAAAAGAGAAAAAGGCCCACCCUCUAACAACAGAUCUGAUGGUUUAUUGAACCAAAUAAAAAUGAAAUAAAAUUUAGAAAAUUCGAUAUAUAGUGGUUUUAAGCAGUUUUCCCCUGUUUCCAGUCUUUGUGCUAAACUCAGCUAACCACACCCUGGACCUCUGGAUGAAAAAGAAGAUUCAGCCAAACUGUUACUUUGACUGUUCUGUGUUUGCUUUCUCUCUUCAGCAGCAGGACUGUGUGUGUGUGAGAGUGUGUGUGUGAGAGUGUGUGAGAGUGUGUGAGAGUGUGUGUGUGUGUGUGUGUGUGAGUGUGAGAAGCUAACCGUUCAUACAGUAGCUAUUUAAGAGCAGUAACUUAGUGUUUUUCUCUGUAUUAAAUAUGCAAGAAAGCCCCAUUAUAGGAAUAAUCUCUAAUAUGUAAAUCUUUCAUGUUUUUUUGUUUCGGUGUUGUUGUUGUUUUGUACAGCAUCUGGUUCGGUGCCUUAUGAGUUUACCAAGGAAAUGAAAACUCUGUAUACAGUCUGUCCAAUGUAACGAUUUUUAAGUAAAUAACCUUAUUUUAGUACACAAA